AUGGAAUUUGCACAUGUCUCUGUUUUAGCUCUGUUUUGUUUGGCUUUUGUGGGAAUUGGUGCAACACCAUCCGGAGAAGAUUAUUGGCAAUCUGUUUGGCCAAGCACUCCUCUGCCAAAGGCUUUCUAUGAUCUGUUGAUUCCUUCUGGCAAAACUACUAACCUACCCAUCAGAGCCAAUGAAUUGAACCAAUACUCCACACUCUUUUUUCAACAUGACCUCUAUCCCGGAAAGAAAUUUACCUUGGGUAACACUCAAUCUGAGGGAAAUAUCAUACGAAAAAUCGGAAAACAGAGACAAGGUGUUACAGAUUCCAUAUGGCUGGCAAAUAAAGACAAACAAAGUCUUGAUGACUUUUGUAACAGCCCAACUGCUAAAGGAGAACACAAACAUUGUGUAUCAUCCUUGGAAUCAAUGAUUGAUCAUGUCAUUUCACAUUUCGGAACAACUAAGAUUAAGGCUAUUUCAAGUACCUUUGCCCAAAAUCAAGACCAGUAUGUAGUGGAGGAAGUGAAAAAAGUUGGAGACAAUGCAGUGAUGUGUCAUAGACUGAAUUUCGAAAAAGUUGUAUUCAAUUGCCACCAAGUACGUGCAACUAACGCUUAUGUGGUCUCAUUGGUAGCCACCGAUGGAACUAAAACUAACGCUUUAACAGUUUGCCACCAUGAUACAAGAGGAAUGAAUCCUGAAUUGCUUUAUGAUGCUCUGAAAGUAGACCCUGGAACUGUUCCUGUUUGCCAUUUCAUUGGCAAUAAGGCUGCUGCUUGGGUACCCAAUAAUUCUGUUGAUCAUCCUUGUGUGAUCUAGAUGCUAACUGGUUGUGCACCUUCAUGGGAUCCUCAUGUUCAAACUGGACUUGUUUCAAAAUAAUGUGUGCAUGUAUGGAGAACUAUGAUGUGCAAGUAUCAGAUCUCAUGUAUUUCAAAUAAAACUAGUUAGAACUUUGCAUGUACUAGUAGCUUCGUGCCUAGUAAACUUAUGUAUGUAUGAAAUCGAUAAUGAAAAAAAAAAAUGUUGUGUUUGAUAUAAUAUAUUGUUGAUAUAUAUCUUAUAAUUUAUUUUAAAGUUAUUUAAUGAUUUAUUAAACGUGUUUUACGUCAAAUACACAUUACUUUUGUUGGUAUCAUACCGAGAGAAA
Molecule: messenger RNA, 1138 nt
Organism: Trifolium pratense (red clover)
Lineage: Eukaryota; Viridiplantae; Streptophyta; Magnoliopsida; Fabales; Fabaceae
Product: embryonic abundant protein VF30.1-like
Exons: 3
Coding region: 1-807 (268 amino acids)
Source: RefSeq, a predicted model, not a curated record